UCCUAAAACCCAUCUCAACAAUCAACAGCCUCUUUCAAUAGUGAAAAAAAAACAGAGGCCAACAGAAAGAGCUCACAUUUUCUCUUUUUCCGCCGUCUUCGACGGAGGUUUUGGUGGACUAGAACUUCCUUCUACGGCGGCGUUUUUGUUUUUUUACAUUUGAUUCUUGCUUGUUGUAUUUCUUUUGAUAAAAAGAUUUAAACGAAAAGAAAGUACCAAUGGCUCGCUCUCUAUCCAACGCUAAGGUUUUCUUGUCCCUUGUUGCUGACAACGUCUCCAUUGCUUCUCAAAGACGAGGAUACGCUGCGGCUGCACAAGGGGUGUCAGGAGUAGGAGGAAGUGGGAAGAAAUCAUCGAAAGAAGAGAUCGGACGGUCAGCAGAGAACUCGUGGGUCCCAGAUCCCGUAACUGGGUACUACAGGCCGGCUAAUCGUGCCGCUGAGAUUGAUGUUGCUGAACUUCGUGAGAUUUUUCUCAAGCAGAAGAUUAGAUCUCAGUAGAAUUUUUAUAUUUGACCCUUAAAAAGAAAAACAAAAAGAAAUGAUCAAUGAUACCGUUCACGGUUUCGUGUGUGACCGUCGGUGAGAUUAUCAAAUUGAAGAUUAAAAAAAAUGAGCGAGAAAUUGUGUGUUUUUGUUACGCAGUAUGUAAUUCUUGACUAUUAUGUCCUCAAUUCUUUGAGUGACUAUGAAGUUAUGAGGUUUGUUUCUUAAUAGAAAAAUAAAUGAGAAUACUUAUCAUUUACGUUUGGCAAAA
This is a messenger RNA of Chenopodium quinoa (quinoa), 756 nucleotides long. Its product is annotated as late embryogenesis abundant protein Lea5-like. NCBI's taxonomy places the organism in Eukaryota, Viridiplantae, Streptophyta, Magnoliopsida, Caryophyllales, Amaranthaceae. The transcript has 2 exons. Gene Ontology annotation, biological process: response to stress. Gene Ontology annotation, cellular component: mitochondrion. Bases 219 to 500 code for a protein of 93 amino acids. The record is from RefSeq and is a predicted model, not a curated record.